CUCCUUGCCGCUCGCGCCGCCGUCCGACCGUAGCAAAGGCCGUCCAGCCAGGAAUGUACGUCAUGUCCACGGACAGGAUCAUGGCCAGCGCAGCAACUGUGUUGGCGAAGGGCAAGUUUCCCUUGGGGUACACGUCCAACAUGUACGACUUGGAAGCGUCCGGAGGUUCCAAGUACAACUCGGGCCGAUCACCACGUAACAAUCGCCACGUGAGCUCGAUGCCUGCACCUGAGGUGUUUUCGAACCGCGAAGUCGACGAGUUCCACGAUCAAGGCGAGAUUGCAAUGCAUGACUUGUUGGAGUACAACGGCGCGGCAUCGUACCACAAGAUCAGCGACAAGGAUAAGUGCAUCUUGUAUGAAUGCUUGAGCAGCAGCGCGACGACCACAACCGUCGUGGACGAAACGUACUCGGUCAAGGGUGUAGUGACAGUUUGCACCCACCUGUCCGAGGUCAUGGAGCUCCUGAGCGCCAACUCGCAGUAUUUUUCCCGUGUGCUCGCCAAGCUGCUGGGACCGAUCCAUGCUGAAAGUACACCGAUCUUUCCCCAGGACGAGCACGACCCCGACGAGCACGCCCUACUCGUCACAUACCUGGCUUUACAAUCGUCGUCGACCGCCGCCAUGAACAACGACCUGGCUUCCGCCAAUCAAUUCCGUGCCAAGGCAACGUCCGCCCAAAACAUCACGCGAGAGUACUGCUUUCUCCGGUACUGCGGGUACUUCAACAACAACAACGAAGCUGGCCGGAUGGAGCGCGUCCUCCCGUCCGAGCCGCUGCGGCCCGAGUCGAAAGCUGUGUCGAUUUGGGACUCAAUUGCCAACGUCCCGAUCGCGAUCGCGCACCACGUGGGGCCGAUGGGACGACUUGUAAAGACUGGAUUUAUUCUUGAACAAGCCAAGGCACCGAACGCAGUGCGGGUCAAUUUUAUCAUGUCGAUGCAUCCCCAUGGCUUUACCUAUCCUCGGCAAGUUGCGACCGAAAAGCUGAUGUUGCAGCGGAUGGUCCGAACCAUAUUACUAAACGUGUCGGCGGCAGUCAUGGAGCUUCGCCUGCUAAAAGAUCAUUUACUUGGCAAGUCGUCGUGGACGGACAGCCCGAUGUGCACAGUCUGCCUCAAGAACUUUUCGCUCCUUCGUCGCAAGCACCAUUGUCGACUUUGUGGCGACGCAUUCUGCACAACGUGCUCGUUGUCGCGACCUCGCCCCGACCUGGGCGACUCUGUCCGAGUGUGCCAUGCCUGCGUUGAAGGCAACAUAUCUAGUUUGGUGCGGUCCUCCGAGAAGUUGUUUUCCGCGGCGCAACCGUCGCAUCUCUAUCGGCACUCCUCGUUGCAUAGCGGGGGUAGCCUGAAGGGUCGGUCGUCGACUGCCGGAAAAAAAGCAAUUUCGGGAUGGAGCCUCAGCGCGCGGGGUCGGAGUCCCAAAGCCGCCGCGAUUCCUCAGCCGAUUCCUCCAUCGGAUGCAUUCAUGUCGAACGGGACCAUGCAAUUCGACGACAUGCCGCCGUCCAAGAAGGCACCGCAGCUGCAACGUCAGCAGACCCCACAACAGCAGCACCAUCAUCACCACCAUCCAAUGGAGCUUCCGACGGAGGCCGGACGCCGGCCGAAACCCUCCGUGACCACGAUACCACCACCGACCAACCAAAAAGACCGCAAAAAGCCAAAGUCGGUACAGAAUCCACUGCAUCAUCAUCAGUACAGUCCUGAGCAGUACGAACAUUUUCGCCCCGAUGGCCCUCGAUCCGUUCCAUUUCAGCAACAGUCGGCUGCCGAGGCCAACUCCAACGUGUAUCGAAAUGGCGACUACCGAGGUCCUCCCGCGAAUCAUCCUCGCAGCCUCCAUGGGGGGCAAAGUCCCAAGCAGGGUCAGCACACCCCUAUAGACCUGGACGGGGACCGAACGGAAGAAAGCAGCCCUCGAGGGAGGCGAAGUCGACCUGGAAGUGGGCAAGCGCACAGUCCACCACAAGGUGUGUUUAACGACGUCGAGAAUGCCCAACCCACUGCAAGGCAACCUCGACCUUACCAGACUCCAACGGUGGCGUACGGCGGUCAGGUUCAAGCGCCGACGCAGCAUCGUGGCUUUCAAUCCGCUCCCGCUGCCCCAUCGAGUGGCAUGCCGUUUCCGUCGGGGAACGGACCACGACGGUCCGACCAGCCCGUCGACAGUCGCCGUGUGCUUGGGGUCCCCGAACCGGUUGUUCUCGACAAGGAGACGCAUCCAGAAUUGGAUUUUGACCUGCGCCAUCACCACCCGUUUGCUCCAAAUCGAACUACCUCGUUCGACCAUGUCUUGGACGAACCCAACGCAUUUUGUGGCCAGUACCUGUACCAAAGCACUCCAUUCACGUACCCGUUGAAUUUUCACAAUGGCAACCCGUGGCCGGACGCACCGAUGACAGCGUUCGAGGAAGUGCGCAUGGAGCGCGCGCGGGACUUGGACCUUCUCCGACGCCGCGACGACAUCCUCAUGUACGUCCGAAUUGCAGCCAAAACGAUGAACUGCCCCGUGGCAACGCUUUGCAUCGUCGGUGGCCAAGCAGGCCUGCUCAUUGCCAAAGUCGGCGGCGUCACCACCGACACAAUUCCGCGCCAAGUCAUGCUGGAAAGCCAUGCGAUCCUGUCGCGUGACCCAACGGUCGUCCUCGACUGCCUGCACGAUCUCCGGUUUGCCACCAACCCGCUCGUGUGCGAAGGCGACAUCGGGAUCCGGUUCUACGUCGGCAUGCCGCUGUGCACGUCGGACGGGUUAAUUCUCGGCGUCCUCAGUGUCGUGGACACACUGCCACGAGAUCGUGUCCGCGUGUCGGAGCUCGACAGUUUGCGCCAAGUCACAGAUACCAUCAUGCGCCGGUUCGAGCACUUGGCCACGGGGGCGCGGUGGGAACAGGACGCAUUCCAGCGCCAAUGCGAAUUGGACCUUGAGCUCGACUAGAGCCUUACAGGACAGCGAAAACCACCAGGCGAGCACCCGAUCCUGUUGUCGCGAGCAUGCGUCUCCGACAUGUGGACCCCAAUCUACAUCUUUGUGUCGUGUUUUAUUUCGCUUUGCGAGAAUCGUACAGUCCCGACCUCUUCAAGCCUCACAGGGUUCAAGACUCGGGUACACGGCUCACUCCCCAUGGAGCAAUUCCGCCGUGUACUCGACCACAUCCGUCAUGGAUGGCCGGUCGGACGGGUCCAGAUGCAGCAUGUCCUUGAUGAAUUCGAUCAAGUCGAUCGAAUACUCGACUCCUCGGAACCGCACCACGUCGCCUUGGGCUAGAACCCAGCCGUCCGAGUCAGUCGUGCACGAUCAAAAAUGAAACGAGUUGAACGGAGAUGGG
Molecule: messenger RNA, 3330 nt
Organism: Aphanomyces invadans
Lineage: Eukaryota; Oomycota; Saprolegniomycetes; Saprolegniales; Verrucalvaceae
Exons: 4
Coding region: 54-2939 (961 amino acids)
Molecular function (GO): metal ion binding; protein binding
Source: RefSeq, a predicted model, not a curated record